Messenger RNA from Tetrahymena thermophila SB210, 1401 nucleotides. Its product is annotated as TMS membrane protein/tumor differentially protein. NCBI's taxonomy places the organism in Eukaryota, Ciliophora, Oligohymenophorea, Hymenostomatida, Tetrahymenidae. The record is from RefSeq and is a predicted model, not a curated record. Gene Ontology annotation, cellular component: membrane. The transcript is spliced from 2 exons.
AUGAUUAUUUGCGGUACUUCAAUACUCUGCUGUGCUGGUAAAGCAUUUUGCUCUAAUGCAUGUGGUUGUUGUAAAUCUUUAUGCAAAACAACUUGGAAAUAAUAGAUUAGAUUGGCAUACAUUAUUUUAAACAUAGUAUUCACUCUUUUUAUAAUAUUCACUUUCUACUAUCUAUAAGAUAUAUUUCAAACAUUUUCAAAAUACAUUAACUGUCCUUCUGAAGCUGGUGGUGGUUCAGAAUGUCUUGGAGCUAGUUCUGUUUAUAGAAUGAGUUUUAGUUUAGCAUCAUUUUAUCUAGGAUUAUUCUUGCUUCUGUUUAUUUGCUGUGGUAUAGAAGCCAAAAAGAUGAUAAAUGAUGGAUUAUGGUGCUUCAAGAUAACUUAUAUAAUUUUAGUUUUUAUAUUAGUUUUCUUUAUCCCUAAUAGUUUUUUUGAAGGUUAUUCUUAAUUUGCUAAAUAUGUUAGUAUUCUAUAUAUGCUAUUUUAGUCUUUAGUAAUUAUUGAUCUACUCUAUAAAUGGUCUCAAACUUGGGUCAAAUAUUACGAUCAAGGAAACUAGUCUAUGAAAUAUGUUUUGGUUUUUACUUCCUUAAUUUUAUAUGGGUUGACUAUAGCUUUAAACGUUCUUACAUUCAUAUGGUUUAAAGGAUGUAGUACAAAUACUGCUAUAUCUUCUGUUAAUAUCGUAAUUCUAGUAGUUAUAACAUUUAUUCAAAUUCUUGGAUUUAACCCUCAUGGAUCAUUGAUUGCUUCUGGCGGUAUCGGAUUAUACAUUUCAUUUUUGACAUUUUCCUCAUAGUUUAGUUCUCCUGAUAGUGAAUGCAACAGUCUUAUUUCUAAUUCAGAUAAUAAAAAUGGAUUCUACUUUGAUCUAUCUAUCGCAAUUAUCUUAAAUUUUAUUGUCUUGAUGUAUGUCACUUUUAGUAGCAAAGAAUCAACAAGUAAAACUACCUAAAAUAUCAUAAACAAUGCACCUUAAGCUUUGUUAGCAGAUAAUAAAGAUGAUGAAGAAGAUAAAUCUUUAGAUUAAAAUAAAGUAUCAAAUCAAAAUGCAUAUGAAAAUAAUUCCAUGCAAUAGCCUUAAGGUUAAUAAUAGCAAUAAUCGUAGAACUUAAACUAGUAAUAAGCCAAUCUAAGUGAUGAAGAUAAAAAUGAUAUAAGAAGACUUGUUGUUAUAUAAUAAUUUAAGGCUUUCUAUGUAGUCAUGUUUUUUGUUUCGAUCUACACAUGUAUGCUAAUUACUAAUUGGGGCUCUCCUGAUUUUAGUAAUAAUACUUUCUAACUAUAUUAAGAAUCUUCUGCUAGUUAUUGGAUUAAAAUUAUAAUAGCUUGGCUAACAGCAGCUAUUUAUAUUUGGACUUUAAUAGCUCCAAAAAUAUUCCCUAACAGAGACUUCUCUUGA